Messenger RNA from Olea europaea var. sylvestris, 2985 nucleotides. Its product is annotated as ankyrin repeat domain-containing protein 13C-like. The record is from RefSeq and is a predicted model, not a curated record. Bases 745 to 2688 code for a protein of 647 amino acids. Gene Ontology annotation, cellular component: cytoplasm. Gene Ontology annotation, molecular function: protein binding. The transcript has 3 exons. Lineage: Eukaryota; Viridiplantae; Streptophyta; Magnoliopsida; Lamiales; Oleaceae.
ACUAUCGACAAAUGUAUUUUGGAUUGUGUCGUGCUUUCUUUCUCUUUGCGAAGUGAUUUCUUGAAUGAAAAAAAAUAAAAUUAAAUUCUUGGCUUCUUCUCAGUACUCCGUUUCUGUUUCACUUGAGUCGUCUUUUUGUUUCAAUUUUUUUUAUUCUUUACCAACUGAAACAGAUUUACCUUUUGAUUGAUUGGUGGGGUUGUAGAAUUCUUUCCUUUGAAAUUGAUUUUGUGACUUUUCAGUUUCCACAAAAAACGCGUACACAACCCUUUUUCUCUUGGAUUCCCCAUUUCUUGCUCAAGUAUCUCUGUUCCAUUCCUUUGGAGAAAAGAAAGAGAGGGGUUUGUUCUGGGGUUCAAUAGGUUCAAUAUGAGACGCCUUUGAGGCAGCAAUGAAGAUGGUGAGAUUUCUUGGCACUUUUGGGAUUUUUUUCACUUGGGUUGGGUUUUGUCUGGAUUAAGUUGUAAUUUUUUGAUUUUUAUAUAAUUUGGCAUCAGCUGGGUUUAUUCUAAACGGGUUUGAUUUUGAUUUCUUAUUUAUGUCAUGAAACUUUUAACUGUCUGACAUGGAAUAGUUUGUUUGGAUUUAUGUUUUUUUAUUGAGGUUUGAGGAAGUAAUUGGCUACAGCGACUACGUUUUAUUCACCAUAUGCUGUUGAAUUUGGAGAUUUCUUGAUUGGGUUUUACUGAUUUUGUGUAACUUGGAUAAUAUAGUGCAAGUUAACCUUAUAAAUACUCCUGAGGCAUGUCGAGUGUAGAUGUAUCCAAGUAUGCCCAUAGUCCUGUCCAUACUGCCAUUAUUUUGAAAGACUAUGCUGGUCUAAGGAGGAUCAUGGAAGGCCUUCCACGGCUUUGUGACCCAGCAGAGAUUCAUACUGAGGCAGUUUCACUUGCUGAAGAAGCUAAAGCUGAUGCCAUUUCUGCUGCGAUUGACCGACGUGAUGUCCCUAACCGGGACACGCCACUUCACUUAGCUGUCAAGUUUGGUGAUGAGGCUGCAACGGAGAUGCUUAUGCUUGCUGGUGCAGAUUGGAGCUUGCAGAAUGAACAAGGGUGGAGUGCAUUGCAGGAAGCUAUAUGUAAUAGGGAAGAAAGGAUUGCGAAGAUUAUAAUUAGGCAUUACCAGCCAGUGGCUUGGGCAAAAUGGUGCAGAAGGUUGCCUCGGUUGAUUGGAUCAAUGAGACAGAUGAGGGAUUUUUACAUGGAGAUCACAUUUCAUUUUGAGAGCACAAUCAUUCCUUUUAUUUCAAGGAUUGCUCCUUCUGAUACUUACAAAAUCUGGAAAAGAGGUGCUAAUUUGAGGGCAGACAUGACUUUGGCUGGAUUUGACGGUUUCAGAAUUCAGCGUUCAGAUCAGAGUAUUCUCUUCCUUGGUGAUGGUUCAGAGGAUGGAAAAGUUCCUCCCGGGUCACUUUGCGUGGUCUCACACAAGGAUAAGGAAGUAAUGAAUGCUUUGGAUGGUGCUGGGGAUGCUGCAACUGAUGCUGAAGUGCAGCAAGAAGUGACUUCAAUGUCUCAAACUAAUAUGUUCAGGCCUGGCAUUGAUGUGACUCAAGCAGUUCUCUUGCCUCAAACGACAUGGAGGCGACAGGACAAAACUGAAAUGGUGGGUCCUUGGAAAGCUAAGGUAUAUGAUAUGCACAAUGUGGUUGUAAGUAUUAAAUCAAGAAGGGUCCCUGGGGCCAUGACAGAUGAUGAACUCUUUAAUUCUGGCAAUGAAAAUGAAACAGAGAACGAGGAGGUGGAUGAUAUUUUGACGGAGGAAGAAAAAUGGCAGCUUGAGGUUGCAUUGGAGUUGGACUCAUCAAAUUUAAACAAUGAGCAUGGCAAUUGUAUUAUUGCCCACCGCCAUAGCUGUUAUGAGCAAAGGGAUAUUCCUAUUGAGGACAUAAACGGAUGUACUGAUGGAGAAACAGAGGAAAAAAAAGGAUGGUUUAAUGGCUGGAGGAGACGAGAAAAUAAACUAGAAGAGAAGAAAAAGGUUGGUCCUCCAAGUUCUCUGUGCGUAGAAGAUAAGGUUAGCAAUCUUUUGGAGGAUUCUCCUUCUAGAAGUCAAAGUAAACAGGGUAGACACUCUGUGGAGGUUACUGUGAAGCCGGAAGACAACAGAAGAAGACAUGACUCCAAAGCUUCUUCAUCAACAAAUUCUGAAGUUUCAACUCGCCGCAAGGAUGGAAGCCCUGAGAAUGAGUAUAAGAAAGGUUUGAGACCCAUUCUCUGGCUUUCUCCAGAUUUUCCAUUACGAACUGAAGAACUUCUACCAUUGCUUGACAUUUUAGCAAACAAAGUUAAAGCCAUAAGGCGACUAAGAGAAUUACUCACUACAAAACUUCCCAUUGGGACCUUCCCCGUCAAGGUUGCUAUUCCUGUGAUACCAACUGUCAAGGUUUUGGUUACCUUUACAAAGUUCGAAGAAUUACAGCCGUUGGAUGAGUUUAUAACGCCCCCUUCAAGUCCCACCAUUGGAGGUGGAGAGCCCCCUGCAGUGAUGCAGUCCUCCAGUUCAUCUUGGUUCCAGUGGAUAAAAUCUUCUUAUCAACGUCCUAGUUCAUCUACGAGUGGUGCAAACAGUAGGGUCGAAAAGCUUCAAGAUCCAUUCGCUAUUCCUUCUGAUUAUGCUUGGAUUACCACGGAAGAAAUGAAAAAGAAAAUGAAGGAAAAAGGCAAGUUGAAGAAAGCUAAGAAUUAAAAGCCACAUUUGUAAUCUGUCAUCGAGUGGGAUAAUUUAUAUGGGGUAAAGGAGCUCUACAGGUAUCAAAUUGGUAUAGUUGUUUGGUUGAUAAACUAAUUUAAUUAAUUAAACGAACAAGAAAAACGUCGUAGUACUUGUUGUAAAGAUCUCUCAUACCGUGUGGACGAGUAUAAAUAAAGAAAACUGAGAUAAAAAUCUUGUCCAUUGUAAAAGUUGAAAGUUGUGAUUGUUGUAUAUGUAAGAAUGUUUUACAGAUAAUUUACAAUGUUUUGUUACUGCUAAGGUUUAUUUGUA